AUGGCCAAGAUUUAUAGCAAGGAGCAGCGUCAGGCGCUGGAAGCACAUUUCAGGAUGGACAGGUACCCCUCUGCCGAGGCUCAGAAGGCCCUGGCUGCCAGACUCAACCUAAAGGACUCCCACGUGAAGGUGUGGUUCUUGAGGCGCCGGGCUGCCUCUCUUCCACCAAAGCCUGCAUCAAGGGUGCAGCGUCUACAGGGUCUGCGCCCUCUGCAGGGGCCCGCCGUGUGCACCCACUUCCUCCUCUGCUCCGGGCCCCACGCCUGCCCAGCUCCUGCCCCACACGAGCGGCCUGGGCCUGGGCUUGAGGGUGAGGGUACCCCUGGGCCUCCAGCCCCUGCCCCGGAUGCCCAGGACACCUUCAGGAUGCUCUCUGUCUCUACCGGGACCCCUGAAUUCCUGGAGGGGGCGACCCCUGAGGACCAGGAGAAGGCAGGCUCAGCCAGACUGGGCUCCACCUCGUGA
This is a messenger RNA of Heterocephalus glaber (naked mole-rat), 465 nucleotides long. The record is from RefSeq and is a predicted model, not a curated record. Lineage: Eukaryota; Metazoa; Chordata; Mammalia; Rodentia; Bathyergidae.